Molecule: messenger RNA, 2053 nt
Organism: Macaca mulatta (Rhesus monkey)
Lineage: Eukaryota; Metazoa; Chordata; Mammalia; Primates; Cercopithecidae
Gene: NARF
Product: nuclear prelamin A recognition factor
Source: RefSeq, a predicted model, not a curated record
ACACGGAGUGAAGCGGUGAUGGCGGCGGACGAGACCUGUGCCCCCGGCUCGCCCCGUCGGGAGCCACGAGUAAGGCGAGUGUCCGAUGCCAAGCUGGCUGAGCGAGCCCGGCCGCGGCCUCCAGGCCCCGUGACCACCGGACCGAGCACCCUGGAACGGCCACGGCUUGGCCUCAGGACAGUCCGCGAGCUCACCGACUCCCUGGUGAACGCCGCUUGGCCGCCACCGCCGACGCAGGACCCGCGAGAAGCGGAAACCGGCGCUAGAACCCGGUCCCCGCGGCGCCGUACGUGGAGUGAAGCUGCGCUCCGCCCCGCGCGCUCCGAUUGGCUCUGGGGCCUGGCCCGCCCCUUCUCGACACUGUCAUUGGCCUAGACAAAGCCGUAGGGGUGGGGAAUCCUAUUGGCCCAGGGGUGCGGCUUGUCCUCUCCGGAUGCUCUCAUUGGCCGAGUGCGGCCGUGGGGGGUGAGGCCGCGUCGGGGCAGGACAACAAAGGGCCGCGGGCGGCGGGCGGCGGUGUCCCAGUCUCCCGGUGCUUCCCUCAGGCCGAGGCGCCCGGCCUCCCGCCCGCAGCGCUCCAGAUGAAGUGUGAGCACUGCACGCGCAAGGAAUGUAGUAAGAAAACAAAAACUGAUGACCAAGAGAAUGUGUCAGCCGAUGCACCGAGUCCAGCCCAGGAAAAUGGAGAGAAGGGAGAAUUCCACAAGCUGGCUGAUGCCAGGAUAUUUUUGAGUGACUGCCUGGCAUGUGACAGCUGCGUGACUGCAGAGGAAGGAGUCCAGCUUUCCCAGCAAAAUGCCAAGGACUUCUUCCGUGUUCUGAACCUUAACAAGAAAUGUGAUACCUCAAAGCACAAAGUGCUGGUAGUGUCUGUGUGUCCUCAGUCUUUGCCUUAUUUUGCUGCUAAAUUCAACCUCAGUGUAACUGAUGCUUCCAGAAGACUCUGUGGUUUCCUCAAAAGUCUUGGGGUGCACUAUGUGUUUGAUACGAGGAUAGCUGCGGAUUUUAGUAUCCUGGAGAGCCAAAAAGAAUUCGUGCGUCGCUAUCGCCAGCACAGUGAGGAGGAGCGCACCCUGCCCAUGCUGACCUCUGCCUGUCCUGGCUGGGUCCGAUACGCCGAGCGGGUGCUGGGUCGUCCCAUCACUGCCCACCUCUGCACUGCCAAGUCCCCCCAGCAGGUGAUGGGCUCGUUGGUGAAGGAUUAUUUCGCCAGACAGCAGAACCUGUCUCCAGAGAAGAUUUUCCACGUCAUCGUGGCCCCUUGUUAUGACAAGAAGCUAGAGGCUCUUCAGGAAGGCUUUCCCCCCGCUUUGCAUGGCUCCCGGGGCGCUGACUGCGUGUUAACAUCAGGUGAAAUUGCUCAAAUAAUGGACCAAGGUGACCUCUCAGUGAAGGAUGCUGCCAUCGACACUCUGUUUGGAGACUUGAAGGAGGACAAGGUGACGCGCCAUGAUGGAGCCAGCUCGGACGGGCACCUGGCACACAUCUUCAGACAUGCGGCCAAGGAGCUGUUCAACGAGGAUGUAGAGGAGGUCACUUACCGAGCCCUGAGAAACAAAGACUUCCAAGAGGUCACCCUUGAGAAGAAUGGGGAGGUGGUGUUACGCUUUGCUGCGGCCUAUGGCUUUCGAAACAUCCAGAACAUGAUCCUGAAGCUUAAGAAAGGAAAGUUCCCGUACCACUUUGUGGAGGUCCUCGCCUGUGCUGGAGGAUGCUUAAAUGGCAGAGGCCAAGCCCAGACUCCAGAUGGACAUGCGGAUAAGGCCCUGCUGCGGCAGAUGGAAGGCAUUUACGCUGACAUCCCUGUGCGGCGUCCAGAGUCCAGUGCACACAUGCAGGAGCUGUACCAGGAGUGGCUGGAGGGGAUCAACUCCCCCAAAGCCCGAGAGGUGCUGCACACCACAUACCAGAGCCAGGAGCGUGGCGCACACAGCCUGGACAUCAAGUGGUGAAGUCAGGCCAGGGCCUUCCAGCUGCUCUUGGGGCCAGAGCUACUCUCAGUAGAGGGAGGGGCUGCCUUGAGUGGAGUAUUAAAGACACUUAAGAAAACUGC